UAGUCAGUUAUGUUAUUAUUGGUUUAUAGGUUAAAUUGUAAGUAGUAAACAAACAUACACUAUUUUAUUGACACAUUUUCUAAAUUUUAUAGAAAAAUAUUUUUGUUUAUUGUAAAAUAACAGUGCGUUUGACAUGUUAAAACUGCAGCUGAUGCUAUGGCUUCAAGGGAAGUAUUCGACAGACUUCCUCCUUUCGGACCCCUUAGUAUUGAGAGCAUCGAGGGCUAUCUAAUUACGUCUAAGAGAAGAUUUCCGUCAGACUUCAAGAAAACGGAAGUCCCAUUUGUACCGAUAGACGACUUCCGGUGCGAGUACACUCUGGGUAAGGGCGCAUUCAGCAUCGUGGAAGUGAUCAAGCGCAAGGACGUGGACGAAUGGUACGCCGUCAAGGUGUGCCAGAAGGAAUUCAUCUCCAGUAUGAAGGUAGUGAUUUGUGCCAUCAAUGAGAAACGUUUGUUGCAAAGUAUUGACUGUCCUUUCGCGAUGAGAAUAGACUACUUCAGCCAAGAUCCGUACAACAUUUACUACCUAAUGCCGUUCAUGGCAGGAGGGGAAUUGUUCACUCAUUUGCGGAAUAGAAAGUUCUUCGACGAUGACCUGACGCGGUUCUACGCAUCGCAGAUGGUCCUGGCUCUGGAAUACCUCCACUGUGUCUGCGUCGUCCAUCGCGACAUCAAGCCUGAGAAUAUCCUCGUGGACCAUCACGGCUUCCUCAAGCUGGCGGACUUCGGAUUCUCCAAGAUUGUGGAGAUUCGCACGUACACCUUCUGUGGCACACCGCCUUACAUCGCACCGGAAGUUAUACAGGGCCAAGGAUACGGACGGUCGGUAGACUGGUGGUCUCUGGGGGUCCUGAUCUUCGAGAUGGCUGCUGGUUCCCCUCCUUGGGUAUCUAGGAAUAACGUCAAGCUGUUUGUGAAGAUCAUGUACGGCCAGCUGAAGUUUCCGCUCAACUUCAGUUCCAGUUUGCAGGACCUCCUCAGGAAACUUCUGCAGCGUGACGUCACUCGCAGGUUCGGCAACACGUGGCUGGGGGCGACGGCCGUGAAGGAGCACACGUGGUUCAAGAAGGUCAACUGGUUGAAGAUGCUCAACAGAACGACCAAACCACCGUUCGUGCCACCGAACAGCGGGGACGGCGACGUUUCUAACUUCCCGGACGCCGCCAAAAGCUCAGUCUCAAAGAUGGCCAAAGCCCACCCUCCCACUAAUGGCAUUGACGCCAGUACGUUUGCUGACGAAUUUGAGGAUUUCUAGAAAUUCGAUUAAAACUAAACUGCACUACGGUCCUAUUUUUGAACGUUGGUUUAAAAUAUUCAAGUUAAUUUAAAAUUUGUAUGCUGCGUAAAUAACUUAAAUUUAUCUUUUGAACAUACAAUAUCAAUUUUAUUGAUACCGUAUUUUAGUUAUAUUUGUCAGGAAUAAAUCACUUAGCAACUGAAAAUAA
Molecule: messenger RNA, 1447 nt
Organism: Homalodisca vitripennis (glassy-winged sharpshooter)
Lineage: Eukaryota; Metazoa; Arthropoda; Insecta; Hemiptera; Cicadellidae
Product: cAMP-dependent protein kinase catalytic subunit beta-like
Exons: 2
Coding region: 157-1257 (366 amino acids)
Biological process (GO): peptidyl-serine phosphorylation
Cellular component (GO): nucleus; cAMP-dependent protein kinase complex
Molecular function (GO): ATP binding; cAMP-dependent protein kinase activity
Source: RefSeq, a predicted model, not a curated record